AUGUUCAACAACAGUCAAUUCACCCCAAAAUAUUUUUUUCUGACUGGUCUUCCUGGUCUGGAAGCACUCUACCCCUGGCUUAUCUUUCCAUUUUGCUUCACGUAUCUUGUGGCCUUCAUGGGCAACAGCCUCAUCCUGGCUGUGAUCAAGAAAAACACUUCUCUGCACCAGCCGAUGUACCUGUUCCUUGCUAUGCUGGCCUUUGCAGAGCUUGGUGUCUCUGCCUCUACACUGCCCACUGUGCUGGGCAUCUUCCUUUUUGGUGCCAAGAAGAUCUAUUUUGAAGCCUGCCUUUUGCAGAUGUUCUCCAUACGUUCAUUUUCCAUCAUGGAGUCAGGAGUUCUGCUGGCCAUGUCAGUGGACCGCUUUGUAGCCAUCUACAAUCCACUCCAGUACACUGCCAUCCUGACGCUGCCCCGCAUUGCUGGUACAGGGGCCGCACUUGGGCUGAAGAGCGUGAUGCUCAUGCUGCCACUGCCCUUUCUCCUGCAGCGCUUGCCUUUCUGUGGCCGUAACACCCUCUCCCACUCCUACUGUCUGCACUCAGAUCUGAUCCAGUUGCCCUGCAGGGACACUCGCCCUAACAGCAUUCUGGGGCUCUGCAUCGUCACUUCCACUUUCGGGUUGGACUCCCUGCUCAUCGUGGUCUCCUAUGUGCUGAUUCUCUACACGGUGCUGGGCAUUGCCUCUGGCGAGGGGAGGAGGAAGGCCCUCAACACAUGUAUGUCUCACAUCUGUGCGGUCCUCGUUUACUACGUGCCCAUGAUCAGCGUGGCGCUGGUACACCGCUUCAUGAAGGACGCAGCACCUGCUGUCCGCCUCCUCCUGGCCAAUGUCUAUCUUCUGGUGCCACCUGUGCUCAAUCCCAUCAUCUACAGUGUGAAGACCACGCAGAUUCGCCAGGCAUUGAUCCAACUCUUUCUUCAGAGAAAAUAUUAA
Nycticebus coucang (slow loris) is the source of this 939-nucleotide messenger RNA. RefSeq names its product olfactory receptor 51I2-like. The transcript has a single exon. Gene Ontology annotation, biological process: G protein-coupled receptor signaling pathway. Gene Ontology annotation, cellular component: membrane. The record is from RefSeq and is a predicted model, not a curated record. Bases 1 to 939 code for a protein of 312 amino acids. Gene Ontology annotation, molecular function: olfactory receptor activity; G protein-coupled receptor activity. Lineage: Eukaryota; Metazoa; Chordata; Mammalia; Primates; Lorisidae.